Molecule: messenger RNA, 237 nt
Organism: Penicillium arizonense
Lineage: Eukaryota; Fungi; Ascomycota; Eurotiomycetes; Eurotiales; Aspergillaceae
Exons: 3
Coding region: 1-237 (78 amino acids)
Source: RefSeq, a predicted model, not a curated record
AUGGACGACGGCUCGACGAAGUCGGUUUCAUACUGGCGCUCAUCUGCCGGUCAAGGACGAUGGAUGCUAAACUGUGGUGAAUCACCGGUCGGGCAGUCAGAGGUUCGAGCCAGACACUUCACCAGUCAGAAGCUAGCACACGUCAAGCUAGACCUGCAAAUGACUCUUGUCAUGUUAAUGCGGUCAGCCGAUAAACGUGGAAUGUAUAAGGUGGAACGUACGGAGGACCCCCGAUAA